AUGCAUUGUAUCGAAAUUGAUUAUCGAUGCGUAUCGAAAAUAUUAGCGAAUUGUUUAGAGGAAUCAACAACGAAAAGAUUUGAUACAUGCCGAGAAUAUCAUAUCAGCGAAUCAACAAAUCAACAAAUCAAACCAAUCGUAAAUCAUUCAUGCAAAUAUAAUUCAACACAAUUUUAUAAAGCUGCAUUAAAUUAUAAAAAUUCUGGAAUAUUAUUCAUUCGUAAGGAUAGAACUCGAAUAUUGAAUCAUUGGAAAAAAUCCAUGAAAUUAUAUACGAAUCGAUUUAGUACAAAACUCGAUACUCUUUCAUUAAUUUUAAAUAUUUUAUCGAAAUUUUCUCGUCGUUCAUCUAUUUCACCAAAAUUUUCAUCGGAUUUUACUGAUUUAUAUCAAUUAAAUCAAAUUUUAUCGAUGCAAAAUCGUGCUAAAGAAGCGUUGGAUUUAAUGAAAGAAAUGCAACGAAUAGAAUCAUUUAGGCAAAAAGGAAAAAAUUUCAAUGUUACUUUAAUAAGAAAUCGUAAAUGUCAAAUGAAUAAUCGUACAGAAAUCUUGAAAUGUGUUGAACAAUUUCAUAAUAUGACUUGUACGAUUGGUGAAAGCGGUGCUGGCAGAGACCAACGAUUUGACGAAUGUCCACAUUUGUUGGAAAUGAUGAAAGUUUGCUGGCAAUAUGAGCUCAAUAAUGAUAAUAAUAUUGAAAAUUAUAACUUCAUAAAUUGUGAAUUAAUUGAUUUGAUAUUAUCAAAGGACGACAAUUUAUUAGAUGAUGAAAGCGAUGAUAACACGGUUACCGUAGAAACAAAUAGCAAAAUUUAUAUAAUUUAUAAAAAUUAUUCAACUCAUUCAAACGAGAGAAAAGAAAUGAGAAGUGAUCAGAAAAACGAAGAAAAUUUUCAUAAAUCUGACAAUAAAAUAUUGGGUAAAAAUGAAAAAAGAGCGAAAAUUUUUGCAGGGCAACGAUAUCACAUGGAUUGUAACUUAGAAGAAGACAACUUCGAUAUUAAUAAAUGUUUAGAAUGGGCCUUGGCUGGUUAUUGUGUUACAGAUAAAGCAACAAAAUUUUUGUGGUGCAGAAAGACGUGCUUAUGUGAUGGUCCACCGAUAUUCUAA
Dracunculus medinensis (Guinea worm) is the source of this 1110-nucleotide messenger RNA. The record is from the annotation of a GenBank genome assembly. NCBI's taxonomy places the organism in Eukaryota, Metazoa, Nematoda, Chromadorea, Rhabditida, Dracunculidae.